AUGGGCGUAGGCUACGACCGCCUUGACCGAGACGCGCUUGCAAAGCGGAACGUAACAGUCUGCAACGUUCCAGACUAUGGAACUGCAGAGAUCGCCGAUCACGCGAUUGGGUUAAUGCUAUCGAUGCGUCGCGGGAUCCUGAUUCACAACGAGCGGCAACGAGCGACGCCGCCAGCGCCCUGGAUGCCGAUAGAGACGCCCUUGGUUGCUAGGUUACAGGGCCACAUAUUCGGGGUGUUCGGACUGGGUCGCAUCGGCACGGCGGCAGCACUGCGAGCCAAAGCCUUUGGCAUGCAUGUCCUGUUCUACGAUCCUUACCUGCCGAAUGGCGUAGACAAGAGCUUGGGUAUGGAGAGGACGAAGGAUAUCAAUGAGCUCUUCAGGAGAAGUCAGGUGCUGAGCUUACACUCGCCGUGCACUCGUGAGACACGGGACUCUAUUGGCUACGAAUUGCUCUCACUCCUGCCGCGCGGUACAGUGCUGGUCAACACAUCCCGAGGAGAGGUGCUGAACUUGGACGGAGUGGAGAGGUGUCUGAAGGAGAACAUUAUAUCUGGCGCAGCCCUGGAUGUCCUGCCGGAAGAGCCUAUUCCUGAGGACAGAGUGCAUCCUCUUAUCCAAGCGUACCGCAACAAGGAGCCGUGGCUAGAAGGCAGGAUGGUUCUAACGUGCCAUACUGCAUUCUACUCGCCGGAGAGCUUUGUCGAUAUCAGGAUCAAGAGCUGCGAGACGCUGAGAGAUGUGCUAAUUGAUGGAGGCAGGUCCAACAUCAUAACGCCAGAAAUGGAGUAA
Messenger RNA from Fulvia fulva, 792 nucleotides. Its product is annotated as C-terminal-binding protein. The transcript has a single exon. Gene Ontology annotation, cellular component: cytosol. The record is from RefSeq and is a predicted model, not a curated record. Lineage: Eukaryota; Fungi; Ascomycota; Dothideomycetes; Mycosphaerellales; Mycosphaerellaceae. Gene Ontology annotation, molecular function: NAD binding; hydroxypyruvate reductase [NAD(P)H] activity; glyoxylate reductase (NADPH) activity. The coding region runs from base 1 to 792 and encodes 263 amino acids.